Messenger RNA from Lepus europaeus (European hare), 1224 nucleotides. RefSeq names its product coiled-coil domain containing 90B (gene CCDC90B). The transcript is spliced from 10 exons. Bases 245 to 1138 code for a protein of 297 amino acids. Gene Ontology annotation, cellular component: mitochondrion. Lineage: Eukaryota; Metazoa; Chordata; Mammalia; Lagomorpha; Leporidae. The record is from RefSeq and is a predicted model, not a curated record.
GGGCGGUGGGAGAAGUGGAGCAGCUCUAAAUCAUGCUCGUUAACACUGGGUCCAUCCGUGAAGAGGCCCAGUUUCGCGGCACCGCGAUUCGCGCCUGCGCGGACUGGUGGGGGAGCGGUCCUGUGACAGGCUGAGAACUACAUUUCCCAGCAUUCCUACUGUACCAGAACUACCUUGCCCGAAAGCCUGAGCGAAAUUCAGGCCGUCUUCCGCCGCUUCCCUCUCACCGGAAAACUGCGGGGACAUGAGGAGUGCCUGGGUUUGGCGACUUCUGCGCUCGAAAAGCAGCGCGGGCGAUUGGUUGUCAGCCCCCCACAGCCGUUUCUCGCCGCUCUUCCUGAGAGGUUUCUUGACCACCACAAACAAGGAAGGCUAUGACAGGCGGCCGGUGGACAUAACUCCUUUAGAACAAAGGAAGUUAACUUUUGAUACUCAUGCGUUGGUCCAGGACUUGGAAACUAAUGGAUUUGACAAAGCACAAGCAGAAACAAUUGUAUCAGCAUUAACCACGUUAUCAAAUGUCAGCCUGGAUACUAUAUAUAAGGAGAUGGUCACUCAAGCUCAACAGGUUCUAGCUCCCACCGCCAUUGCUGGAAGCCAGAUGACCAUACGGCCCAACCACUGGUGUCAGCUCCACCCCCAUCCUAAUUGGAUUCACUGCUCCUACUUCCCUGCCUGCCCCCCAGCAAAGGAAAUAACAGUACAACAGUUAAUGGCUCAUUUGGAUUCUAUCAGGAAAGAUAUGGUCAUCCUAGAAAAAAGUGAAUUUGCAAAUUUAAGAGCAGAGAAUGAGAAAAUGCAAAUUGAAUUGGACGAGGUUAAGCAACAACUAAUGCAUGAAACUAGUCGAAUCAGAGCAGAUAAUAAAUUGGACAUCAACCUUGAAAGGAGCAGAGUAACAGAUAUGUUUACAGAUCAAGAAAAGCAACUUAUGGAAGCAACCACAGAAUUUACCAGAAAGGAUACUCAAACCAAAAGUGUUAUUUCGGAGAUCAGCAAUAAAAUUGACACUGAAAUUGCUUCCUUAAAAACACUGAUGGAAUCUAACAAACUUGAGACAAUCCGUUACCUUGCAGCAUCAGUGUUUACUUGCCUGGCAAUAUCAUUGGGAUUUUAUAGAAUCUGGAAGUACUACUAACGCUCCUCUGCCGCUGCCAUCAACUUCUUUGAACACUAAGCCAGAAUAGAUUUUCUUUGAACAUUAUCACUUGUACCAGAAACUUA